Messenger RNA from Cladocopium goreaui, 495 nucleotides. Lineage: Eukaryota; Dinophyceae; Suessiales; Symbiodiniaceae. The record is from the annotation of a GenBank genome assembly.
AUGCAAGCUCGCUUGGCGCGUUUGUCUCCUCGGCCUGCUCCAGGUCCAACCUUGGCGGUACCAGGGGCCUUUGUGGCUGGAAAUCUGGUGAAAUCGUUGGCUGAGACGGGAGGGCUGGAGAUGGGUUUGUUAGCGCACCCAAAGAGGUUGAAAGCCAAGGGGAAGAAGAUGGGGAUCAUGCUGAAAAAUCGGUAUCACCAUCUCGGGAUGAAGCGCUACUGUGACCCCAAGUACAAGAACAAGGUGACAGCAUCCAAGGAGGUUCUACAGCUUUAUGCCACAGAGAAGGGUCGCAACUUGACUAUGGCUGACAAGUCAUUUGCUUGGGCAAAGGCACGUGGUUUAGUUCGUGACAACACCGUGCACGGUGAAGAAGAGGCAAAACUAGUGCUAGAAGACUCCUUUGCGAAUAACAAUGAGAAAGGGGAGAUGACGGGCCUAAGAGCUGAUGGUCUGGUGGAGGACCCUGCAUUCAGCAUAUUUACAGCUAGAUGA